AUGGCAGACCCUAUAGGAGAAGCAACUUGCAGAUCUGUGGAGCGCAUUUUCGACGCCGUCCCCUUUAACAAAAGUGAUAGGAAAAAGCUCCAAUUCGAGGACAAGAAGCUAAACCACUUCUUCGAAAAUGGGAUACUCAAUUACAGCCUCGUUGAGGUGGUGGGCGCGUCGGGCAGCGGCAAAACGCAGUUCGCCCUGACCCUCUGUGCAGAGCUCCUUUUAAAAAUUAUUGAAGAGAAAAAACAGGCCAUAGUUUUUUAUGUGUACUUUAAUCGAAUGUUCCCCAUGCGAAGGUUGGAAGAAAUAGUUAGGAGGAAGUUGGAGUUGAGGGGGGGACAUAGUAGUUGUAAGGAACCGCAUGGAGGGGGUAACACGUGUGGCUGCAUCAACAGGGGGAAUGAAAAGAGGACGGAGCAGGUGGAGGGGUCUGCACGAAUGGGAAACCAUCAUCAGACAGAUCAUGAGCAGACGUGGCAUGACGAGGCAGGCCAGCCAAACCCGCACCACGCGCAGAAUUGUCCCGUCCGAAGUGCGCUGCAAAAUUUGUACAUACAAAAAAUAAACGAAGAAAAGGAAUUCUUCCAGUUAAUAAAAAAAGACAUAAACUAUAUACUGAAACACCACCAGAUUUCCCUCCUUGUGGUAGAUUCAUUAAACUGUCUCUUUAAUGGAAAUGAUAAAAUGGAAGUAUACAGAAAGUGCCAACUCUUUACAGCCAUCUCUCAAUCUAUGAAACAACUGGCAUACGAUAAUAACUUUUUCUUAUUGGUACUUAACAGUUGGCACCCACGGAAGGACUACAUCCAUUUUUCCUUCAACCUUUUUGACUAUGUCAUUAACUCUUCCUUUUCUAAUACGAUCAUAUAUUUUAAAAAGAGGAAGAGAAAAAAUAAAAUUGAUCGCAGGAUGAUCAUAAAGUGUUCCGAAUUUUUGCGAAAGUAUAAAUCGAUGCGCUUCGAAAUUAACGACUCCGGGUUUAGCGUUCCC
Molecule: messenger RNA, 987 nt
Organism: Plasmodium coatneyi
Lineage: Eukaryota; Apicomplexa; Aconoidasida; Haemosporida; Plasmodiidae
Exons: 2
Biological process (GO): t-circle formation; double-strand break repair via synthesis-dependent strand annealing; resolution of mitotic recombination intermediates
Cellular component (GO): replication fork; Rad51C-XRCC3 complex
Molecular function (GO): four-way junction DNA binding
Source: RefSeq, a predicted model, not a curated record